GAAGCUAUUCUUUAAACAGCCAGCUGUCACCGUCAAGAGUCAUUAUCAAAUCUCACUUGAAACACGCAGGAUUUUCACUCGAUUUUCAGCUGUAGUGUGGACAGACCACCCCCGGACCCGGGCCGCCCCUUUCACAUUCAGAACGCGUUCAGCGCGCGCCCCGUUCGCCCGCGCCUCGCCGCUACCAUGGUAUAGAUUUUUUUUUCAAGCAAAACAAUUGUGGCUCGUUGAAAAUGUCGAAGAACAAUAUAAUUCUGAUCGUGUUCUUAGCAAUCUCACUUGUUGUGGUAUCCUCCCUACCGAGCCCGACGACGGCGGACGAGGAUGAGGAUGAGGAUGACCCGACACCUACCCAGGGCCGCGCCGACGCCGACGAUGACGGUCGUGUGUACAAGAACCCCAGGAACUCUCCGUCGGUCGACUGCCCCAGGGAUGAAGUCCAGGCUACUAUGCUGGGUCAGAAAUGCCUGCGAAAGUGUUCCUCGGACGAGGACUGCAAAAGUAAAAAGAAGAAAUGCCUGUGCGAUGCGGCUUGUGGCAUGUCGUGCAUCAAACCAGAUCGAGAAUGUCCCGACUUGGAACAGCCAGAAGUCGGUCAUGUGACGAUAGACGGAAAGUUAUUCGGCGGAAAGGCGACGUACUCGUGUCCACAUGGGUACCACGUGGUGGGACUGCAGAGUCGGAGUUGCCAAGCAGAUGGCAAAUGGGCGGGCCAAGCGCCAGCGUGCAAGGAGAACAUCUACUGCCUGCAGCCGCCAACGAUCGAGCACGCCCGCCAUUCCGCAUUACCCGAACAGGCCACCUUCGAUCUGGACGCCACGGUCCAAUACAUCUGUCACACGGGUUACGUUACAAAUGGUUUCCCGAGGGCGAAGUGCCUCGCCAUAGACGGUCAGGCCUCGUGGUAUGGUCCAGACAUUAGUUGUGAGCCUCGUUCCUGUGGCGAGCCAGGCGAUGUACCCCACGGGUGGGUAACAGCCGACUGUCACACGUUCGGCUGCCGAGCCGUGGUGCAGUGUGGGCAAGGGUUCGAACUGGUCGGCAAGGCGGAGAGAUACUGCCAAGCAGACGGAGUAUGGGCUCCUAAGGAGCUCCCAACUUGUGUCCUGGUGACGCAGGUGCAGUGCCCGCCUCCUGAAGCUCCCAGGCAUGGAAAGGCUGUGUACACAUCGUGUGCAUACAACUCAGUGGUGUCAUAUGAAUGCAAAUAUGGAUACCGGCUUGUUGGUGACGCUACGAGGCGUUGUGGGGCAGAUAAAAAGUGGUCCGGGACACAGCCAGUGUGUAAAGAAAUAAACUGCGGUCAUCCAGGACAACUGUGGAAUGGUUGGCUGGAGAACAUAUCUUCAGGGACUGGUCUGGGCGCGUCCAUAAUCUUUAGAUGUCAAGACGGUAUGAAGAUGGAAGGGAACGGUUCUGCCAUAUGCCAAAGCGAUGGCACAUGGAGCCAUCCUUUGCCUAUGUGUUUAGCUCCAUGCGUGGUUCCUCACGUGUCUCAAGGUCGAGUGGUGCUGGUGGAAAAUAAAACUGGGGAGAAUGAUACUCAGGAGAGCAACACUCAGAUCGUUGGCAGCAGUUCUAUGGUGCAACAUGGUGAGAUAAUCCUCGUAGACUGCGAGAAAAACUAUGAGUUCCCUUCAAACAACGCAGCAGUCACGUGCAACAAUGGAACCUGGACUCAGAUACCAAGAUGUCAACCGGCAAGAUGCAAAAAAAUGCCAAAGUAUCCGCGCAACGGGAUGGUUAUAGCACCUAAGACGGAGCACGGAAUGAAGGCGAGGUUCCGUUGCAAAGAUGGAUACGAACUGAAAGGGAACCCUAUUGUGGUGUGCUCCUUUGGCAACUGGAGUGGAGAGGCACCCAAAUGCGAAGAAGUUUUCUGUCCAUUUCCUGGUUACAUUGAAAAUGGGAAAGUAUUGCUUGUUGGUAACAUGGGACUGUAUGAUUAUCGGCCUUACGUUAAAAAGGUAGUAAACAACAAGCAAAUAAUGUAUGAGUGUGAGAAAGGGUAUGUAUUGUCCGAGGGACCUCCCGGAGCCACUUGCGUCGGAGGACAUUGGAGUCCAAGAGAAUUGCCGAAAUGCACACUGUAUCAGCAUCCACGUAUAAGGUGGAGUCGCAGACGACGGUCAGUCACAGAGCCAGAAAUACGUCACCGCCGAGAUGUUUAUCUACGCCAAUAUUACAACAAUAUACGGAGACAAACAGACCCAACACAGCAGUACGUGGAUCAACUUUAUAACAAAUAUAAUCACAAUAAUCAAAAACAAACAUUAAGGCAUGCAAACUUUAAGCUUAUGAAGAAAUUGGAUACGGACUUUGAAGAGGACAUGGUUCCUGGUAGUGAUAUUGAGAGUUCUGAUGAGGAAAACUUUCCUACGGCUGUGUAUACCGUUUAUAAUGUACAUGGAGAACCCAUUGGUCAUAGGUUAUACUCUUACCAACCAGUAUAUGAACCAGAGGAGGAUGAUUUAGUCGUACGCGAAGAUGCUUCGGAGUAUGAAAAUUCUGAAGAAUUGAAUGACCUGUCUCAUGUUACUGUAUUAAAAGGAGGACUAUUUCCCGAUCAUGAUUCGGAAAAUAAUGGAAACGCACGGAACAUAGACAGAUUAAAACAUCAAUAUUUUGAAAGAUAUGUUGAUAAACGUAGAAAAAGAUUUUUAACUCCAAAAACUAUUGAUGAUAGUAAAAAGGAGUUGAAUGAGGAUUUACAAACAGAAAAUUCUGUUGAAGUUACAACUAGUACAGUAGAAACUACAACGAAAUCAAGAAAGCGACGUGGAAUUAACGCUGAAGAGAAUUAUAGAGAAAUAGUAAAUGUUAUUUCUACAAUGAAAAGUUUAGAGUCAAUUAAUGAUAUCAAUGGUGAUUUUUUAAAAGUAAUACCUUUAGAAACUCAAUCGCAUAAUGAUACCAUGAAAGUGUAUGGCGAAGAAAUGGCUGUAAUUCCAUUACAAUAUAAUAACACGAAUUCUACUGAAGUAGAUAAUAUACUUGAUAAACGGGAAAAGAGGACAAGUAGAAAAACAGACAGACUGAAUCAAACUACUGCGACUAUACCAAAAACAGGACGAGAAGGUAAAGGCGGCAGACGUAACCUUCAAGCUGAAAGUAACAGUGAAGAAAAUCAAAGCACAGAAAUAAAAGAAAUUGUAGAAGGAAUGAAUAAAAUGGACGGCAACCAAACAGAGAAAGGGAAGAAGGGUCGACCGAAGAGCCCUUGUGAACCAAUAGAGAGUGAGCCUUAUGUAAAUAUUGAGAUAGUGAAAUAUGGGAGAGAACCUAAUAAUACUUUUAGUUCUGGUACAAUAGUUCGAGUUGCCUGCGGUAAAGGCUAUGGACUGAAUUUAGAGAAUAACGCUACAGCGAAAUGUGUGCGAGGCAGGUGGAAGCCAGAGAAACCAAAAUGUGAAAUACUGCCCUGCCACGUACCGUCUACCGAGUAUGGCAUCUACACGAUGCCCAUAGAGGUCGGCCCGAUGACCGCCAGUCAAGUCCUGGGCUCAGGGAUAGGUAAUGGAGAGGAAAGAGAAUUGAACGAAACCGACCCGGUACCUAAUGGGCAAGUUGUCCAUUUCUCUUGUGAAUAUGGUUACAAUGUACAAGGCCCAACGAAUCUUCGUUGUUGGCUUGGAGAAUGGGCGGUUACGAGUAUGCCAGAAUGCGUUGCAGCGCCAUGUGAACUGCCUCUCCUGCAUGGUGCCACGUACGAGGCUGGAUACCGAGCCGGUCUUACUGUCGCUCACGCAUCCUCUGUCAACAUAGCGUGUGAAGCCGGCAGAGCACCGUCGGCAACGCUAAACUGCCAUUUAGGCCGAUUGCAACCAACUGUGCAUGAUUUCUGCAGACCUUUAGCUAACUUAUCAAGACCCCGUCCAACAUCUGAAUUCCAAAGUGGCUCUGACAUCGUUCGUGAAGAUAUAUCUGAGUUAGAACCAGAUAUAGAUGGAAGAACUGUCACAGAUUGCGGACCGCCUGCACGGGUACAAGGCACACUCAUUUAUCGUGAUGGAACUGAGGUGAACGGGACCCUCGGUUUAGAAGGGUAUCCUCACGGUACAGAGAUAACGUUUCGAUGCAUUGCAUCCAUAAUGGGUGAGAAGACCACAUGGAAACUGAUUUGUGAACAAGGGAACUGGGUUGGGAAGAGUUUUAAUUGUGAAGAAUUAGAAGCACAAAGUGAAGAACUAUUAAACAAUAAUAGUUGUACGUUCCGAAAUGAGGAGCCCCACGUUGUGUCAUUCUACAAUGAUCUGGAAAUCACUGAAACCGUAGACUUUCCAGCUGGUGCUAUCAUUAUUUCCAGAUGCAGUGACGUCGGAAAGUAUGCAAUGACAGGCUCUCAAGCACGUAGGUGUUUGGGUGGCGCUUGGGAUGGAGUGAAGCCCACGUGUUUUGGGCUCAACCAAGAAAAUGAUUAUGCCAUGGAAAAGCCUCCAACGAUCCUAUUCCGACACUCGCAAGGUCCCAUUGCGCAGACCAACGAUGGUAAAUUAUUGGUGUACCCAGGAACUGUGUUGCAUAUGGAGUGUCUUUGGAUGAGGAGGUUUGGAAACCCGAAGUGGAACGUCACGCAUCACUAUCCUGAUGUCGAUCGUAAGUACCCUGAGGGCUGGACUACAGAUCCAGGUAGAGACAGCCAGCUGGAGUAUCGGUUGAGUAUCAUGGGCGCCGUGAAAGAAGAUUCAGGAAUAUAUCGUUGUGAAACUCCAGCCCGACAAAGUCACCAGGUCGAGAUAAUUGUCGAAGAUGUACACUGCCCGCUGCCGCUGCGGCGCGGGCUGGUGGGCAGCGGGGUGGGCACGCGGCUGGGGACGGAGGUGCGGUUCUCGUGCGCCAACGGGAACGCCUUGCUGGGCGCGCACACGCUCGUGUGCCGCGCCUCGGGCAAUUGGAGCGCGCCGCUGCCCGUCUGUGAAAGUGUGGAGUGCGGGGAAGUGAUCCACGAUACUCCGCUAAAUGAAGGGGAACGAAGGCCACGCGUGGCGGUCGUGUCCCGAGGAGUUGGAGGCAGGGCGGCCUUCUCCUGUCCACCGGGCUGGGCGCUGAGCGGAGCCACCGAGACCGUCUGCCUGCCUGCUGCGGACUGGGCUCGGCCGUUCCCUGUCUGUAGAGAGGUGUCCUGCCCAGCGCUUCCGCCCCCAGCGUCAGGUUACGUGCUGGGAAGGGCGCCGUACAGGGCCGGGGACGUGCUGCAGUUCCACUGCAACCCUGAGCACACGCUUCACGGUCGGCCAAUCCUCGUAUGCCAGGACAGUGGACGAUGGAGCGACAAGCCUCCCACUUGCGCUCAAGCUUGCACAUAUCCGGGUACGACUAUAUCCGGACGCAUGUCUUCAGUGAAAUUCUACUACAAGAUUGGCGAAUCCGUGACUUUUACUUGUGAGCCCGGGUAUAGGUUGAAGGGAGCGCCCAUGCUAAGAUGUUUGAAAAAUAGAAAAUGGUCCAAUGCGAUCCCUCUAUGCACGCCAAUCAACAACUACACCUCGUCAGAUUCUGUCGCGAUGCUGACAGGCGACGUAGACGCCAUGUUGUCGGACGCCAUAUUGCCGACGGACAUUUUGAAGACGCACGAAACUCCCGCCAUUUUGUCACCGGAGAGUUAUAAGGCCGCGAUGACGCGGGUCGCGGCCGCCAAAUUUUUACGGAGAGCUCCAAUUGAAAAUUAUAAAAAUAGGAUCUCUAGAGUGAAUAGGUUGUUACGAAGGGACACUGAGAGGUAAUUUUUAUGAAGAAAGGAAUUGAUUUUGUGUAGUAAUAUUAGAUAUGGUUCAAGUGGCAUAAUGUUUUACGUAAUAUGAAAAUAUAUGUGUCAUAUUCGACGAUCUUUGUAAUUCAAAUAAAAUACAUAGAUAAUAUAAAUAUUGUGAAGUAACUAAUUCAGUUACGUGAUAAUAUAAACGAAAAUAUAUAGGUAUUUCAUCCCAUCCAUCUCUGAUAUAUAUUCUGUAUUAAACAUUUGAUAAUAAUAACUCUUACCUAUAACGUAGUUUCGAAAUGUACAUACAGAAAGAAACUUUAAUCAUUAACAUCUUUUUAAAGUAAUGUUCCACCAGUGAAACUAUCAAUUCUUAGUUUUUUUGGAACCUUCAUUUUAUCGGCCGGUAAGCUUAAUAUUUUUUUAUUAUUUUUAACCAGUAUUAUUUUGGGAAAAUUUAUUAAUAUCGUUGUAGAACACUCCCUUAAAAAAAAUACUAACGACUACGUUUCCACCUAAUAAUUGUUGAUAGAACGAUAACCUCAAAUCAAUCUACAAAUUAAUGUAUUUUAAUUUUGUUAUCAGUUAUAAAAUGAAUUCACAUUUGAAGUUCCAAAUUGGCUUAAUGAGCAUAAUCAAUAGGUAAUGUUGUCUUACAUUAACAACCAAUUAAAUGCUCGAAUACUGUUAAAAGUACCAUUAGAUAUUCCUCUUAGAUAACUAAGAGUAUUAAUCUACAAAACAGGUCACAGAUUAAAUAAAAUAAAAGUGUUCGUGUGCCCUAAAUUAUGGGGUCAUAUUUCUUAAUCUACGAUCACGGCGGUCAUUCUCGGCGCCUCUAAUCGUAAUUUAACUUGUCGUUAAUUAUUUUAAACUUUAAAUAUAUCAAUCACACUUGCGUUGUAUCGCCGGAAAUUUAUUAUCACUCUGGUAGCUUAAAAUAUUUGAAAUUGAUGCUUCAUCUGUAGAUACAACUCUUUUUAAGAGGCUAAGUUACUUAGACAAUACAUAGAAAGAGAAUGCAAAAGGCAAACUUUUAAGAAGCUAGAUACAUACUAAAAGGUCAAGAUAUUUCCCCCUUUUUACUAUGUACAUAUUAUUAUUUUACUUAUCUCAUAAAUCCCACGUGAUUACGUUAUCGGAAAUUGGUAGACAUAAUAUUUGACUUCUCUUAUACAGCCUCUAUCCUCCUUUUCGCCUUUUACUCACAGUAAAAUUACCGUAGAUAGGUACUGUUCUUAAUCUAUGAAUUUAACACUCGUAUGAACAUGGGUUAAUUAAUACAAUUUUGUUUCAUUAUUCAUAAGUGAGGCAAAGAAAAGUUAUUAUAACAUUUAUAAAACUAAAGUUACCAAAUAGAUCUCCAAAUUAAUUCUUAUAAUUUUUAAAUUUAUUUAAAUUUAAGCAAUUGCAAUUUUGUUUCAUUAUUAAUAAGUGAGGCAAAGGAAAUUAUUUAGUCAUUUAUAAAACUAAAGUUACCAAACAGAUCUCCAAGUUAAUUCUUAUAAUUGGUAAAUUUAUUUAAGUGUAAGCAAGGAUUUGAAAAACAGAGAAUUAGAGUAGAAUUAAAGUAUUAGACUGCUGCCAAAAACACAUUUUGUUUUAGUGUGUACUAUAAAUACACUCAUAAGAAUUAUAUUGCAAAAUUAUGUUUAAGUAAUUUCAAUGAAGUUACUGUCCCUCUAAUACCAUAUUACAAAUACGAAGUUCUAUUUAACUUAUAAUUACGUUGUAUUAUUGAGAUUUGACCGGAAAAAAGUAAAAACAAAUGAAAAAGGAAAAAUCCAAAAUCAACACUGGCAAGAAAUGUCCUACAAUAGAGUCCAUGACAUAGAAUUAAAAAAAAAAUAAGAACUCAACUUUUCAAUUUUAAUUGUUAACGUUUAUAGUUUAAAUUUUAUUUCGACGCAACAUUAAAAUGUAAAAACAAGUAUCUCACUGAUGUUUGCGACUCUAAAAAGACGUAAUUUUCUAGUAAUUUAAAGUCAUAAAACUACUGAAAAAUGACGUCUUAAAAACGUUCCCGUUCUACCUGUGUCUCUAAAUAGAACUACGCAUUUAAGAUAAAAAAAAAUUAUGAAAAGUCUAUGCAAUUAUAUCCGUAAUAAACAAUACUUAUAAAUAAUUUUUUUCCACUAGAUAUUUGAGAAUUUGAAAAAACUUUACUACUGUAACUACCUUACUUAUUACUUUACUUUUAAUUUUAUUAUAAAAAAAAAUAUCAAAUAACCUACGUAUUGUGAAGUAAUAUUAUUUUGAAGACUGUUUUAAAUAAUAUUAAUAUUAUAAUUAAUCAAUUGUCUAUUUUUUUUUAAUAGAUAAAAAAAAAUAUAUUGUAAAUAUACGCUUUGCCAAAGUUUAGAGUACAUACUUCUAUAAAUAAUAGUUAAUAGUUGUUACUGUAGGGUUAUUUGGUGGGAUUCGUUCGGUGGGAUUUAGGUGUCCAUGACAUAAUAUAUUUUGUUGUACGUUUGUCACAAACUUACACCUAAAUAUAAACAGGGUCGGCAACGCGCAUGUAACACCACUAGUGUUGCAGGCGUCCAUAGACUACAGUGACCGUUUACGAUUAGACGGGCUGUAUGCUUGUAUACUUGUAAAAAGUAUUCUAAAAAUGUAAUGCUAUUUGCCAGUGUGGAAAAUAAUUUAAUGAACAAUAAUUUAAUUCAAUUUUAAACGUUAACAAAAUGUUCAUAAAGAUUAAAAUCGAGUGUAGAUAUGUAAUUAUAAUAAUUUUAUUUUUUUUACUUUAAGGUAUUUAAUCUAUAUAUGCCUUUACAUUUAAGACAUAAAACUGUUUGAAAAAUAUAAAAUUAAAUGAAACAAUAAUAUUAUUAUAUAUUUAGUAUUAUUAAACAAAAACAAUAUUUAAUGAUUAUAUUAAGUAAUCGUCGAUCAUUACUUUACUGGACUUUACGUAACGCAUCGCAAACUUAUCGGUUCAAUAUAACAUACAAUUAAGCGAAAGUGGGUUAAUUCUGGGGCACUGCUCGUAUUUCCUAAACCUAUCUCCAAAUUUACAAUUUCUAUUUAAUACUUCAGUAAAACUAUUAUGGUGUCCAUCGAUAUAUUAAGCAGUUAUGAUACCAAUCUGCUAAUAUUUUAAAUUUUUCUGUUGUUUAGAAUCACUUUGCUGUAAUAUCAAAUUGAAAUUCGAAUUUUAAAAAUAGAAAAUGUUGCUUCAGAAUCGACUUGGCAGUAUCAACUAUGUUUGUUAGAUAGACUUAAAUAAAAAAAAAAAAUCUAUUUAAUACAGUUCUUUGAGAGAGAAGACUAUCAAAAUAUAACUGUGGGGUUUCCAUUAUCAUUGGUUGGGGGGUAUCGUGGGCGAAACAGUAUACUCUGUUAUGUCCAUGGUACUGCUCACGUCUAUAGGCGACGGUUACCACUUUCCAUCGAAUGGACCGUCAGCUUGUUUAACAUUCUAAGUUGUAUAAAAAAAAAGUUUAUUAUUUUUUUCGUUUUACAUAUUCAUUAUCUAGAAUUUAUUAAAUAAAAAAAUUGCAUAAAAAACAACAAAAAAACCAUCAGCUAUGACUUAUGACUAUGGCAAAAGGGACAACAAAAUAUAUUGUAAUGGGCGUCUUACAGUGCUCAUUGACGAAUCUAAAAUUGGAAGUCCAACCACGAAGAAUUCAAAAUGGCGUCAUUAGUGCUGUUCAUAAUAUUUAAAACCAUAUCAUAGACUGUAAGACGGCAAAGCGUAUUCGUAAAAUCUGCAACUACUAGAAUGAUGCGGCAAAUAUUUUAGCUUAGAAUCUUUAAAAGAAAAAAACAAUUUUAGAGCGAAAUUUUAGAGAAUACUUGGUAAUACAUCUCGUUAAUAUUUACUGUAUUUGUUAUUUUUCUUUUCACUUGGUGCAAUAAAGUGUAAAAUAAAUAAAUAAAUACCUGUAUUUAGUAUUACAUUUGACAUAUACGAGUCUUUAUUAUAUUAUAUAGAGAGAGAGUUUCCAUACAAAUGCUUCGAGAAAAACGGCUAAACUAUUUCAUACAAUUUUGAAUAAUAGAUAGCUGAUGAGUGAUCACUUUAUAACUUCUAUAUUUAUUUUGUUUUAUAAUUUUUACAUAUUUUUGAUGCGUAAAAACUUAUGUUAUUUAUUAAGUAAUUAAAUAUAGACACAUCGAGAUACAUUAUGUGCGUAAGUACAUAGAAUAAUAAUAUAAAAACAAGUCAGCUAAUUUGACAAUUAGCUGACAAAAAGUUGACCCGUUUUUGAGGCUCGAUGCUCUAUCUAUAUAUGAUUCAUUCAUUUAUUUCCUUAGUUUUAUAAUAAACAGUACGAUUUACAUAUAUUAUCUAAUGUACGAUAUUAUCUAAUGUACCUACAUUAUUCUUUGAAAUUUGAAGUACAUAGUUUUAUAGUUUUUCUCGGACAUUUGUUUAUGUAUUGAAAUGAAUUUUAUUUGCAUUAAAUAACUUUAAAAUUAUUAACAAAGGCCAUGUAGUGUUAAAUUUGGCACCUGUUUAAUUGCCUUAAACGAUGUAGGCAUGCAAAUAUUUAUAUUUUAUAAAAAUGGUUGCAUGAACAUUUAUACAUUUUUACACAACGUGAUCUUUUGCCAUUUUUCUAAUAUUAAUUUUCAAUUUCAUUCAAGAUUAGGCAAGCUUUAUUAUGAGUUUGUAGAUUUUAACUGAAAACGUUAAAAUGAUGUUUGUAUUAUUUAUUAUUUUGCCAAACAGAGUCUAUAAUCAGAACUGUUUCAAUAUUUGACAAUAACAUUAUGGAAUGCAAUAAGAAAUAGAUAUUUUCUUAAUAUUUCUUUUUCUGUGAUAAUCAUUUGAAAAAUACUCAGUCUUCUGAUUUCGAAUACGUCAGUCUUAAAAAUUUAAAGCAAACUUAUGGGUAGUAAUAAUUUGUAUAUUUAAUUUUUUAGUUUAAAAAUCUCUUUAAAAAAAGAGCUUCCUGUAGAGGUUUUCCCAAGAGACUACAACACGAGGUUCUUCAAAAGGGGGGUAAAGAGGUCUCUUCAGGGUUAGCAACGCGCGCGUAAUUCCUCUGGUAUUGCAGGCGUUCAUAGGCUACGGUAACCGCUUACCAUCAGGUGGGCCGUAUGCUUGUUUGCCACCUCAGUGGUAUAAAAAAAAUCUAUGUAAUAAAGGUUAUUUGAUUAAAAUCAUUUUAUAUGGACUUUAACAAGAUAAAUAUCUAGUAAUAUUUAAUAAAGUUCUUUGUCUAAUUUCCUUAAUGGUUUUCGUUUCUGAUUUAAAAAAAAAACACUGCAGUCAUAAAAUAUUUUGCCGCGUCAUUCUUUGUGGUUUUAUGGCAAGAUGGCGUCGAUUGUCUGUCACAAAUAACAAGGAAUUACGUAGGAGUGAGAAAAUUGUCAAUUCAUAGCAGGCUAGUGUAUAGACAAUGUUAUACGACCGCAUAACCCUACCAAAUUCAGAUACAAUCUGCUUGCAUACUUUCUACAUAAACUGUGUCGAAUAUAUAAUCUAGUAAUGUAAAAUUUGUUAUUAACAAAUAAUUGACAUAUCAAACGUUUUCUAUACACUAGCCUGCUAUGAAUUGAGAUAAAUAGCAACUGUUGGUGUAUAUUUCGUCCUCUUUUUACUAAUUAUAUUUGCCUAAGAAGAAAGGAGGAAACCAUAUGAUUUACAAUUUUAAUUUUGUCAUUCCUUCUAUGUAAUUCCUUGUUCUUAGGUCUGUCAUAACUGUCCACGUUUUAAAUAAGUUAACUAAUAGAUAAACUAAUUAUAGUUGUAAUUUAAAAGUACUUAAGUACGUUAGAUAUGUAUGUAUGUACCACGCACAAACGUUUGGAAAACUUUUGCCUCUGAAAUUUGACAAAGAUCAGGUGAAUAAAAAUAUUUUAUCAACAGGUAUCAUAAAGUUUUCUUAAUAAUAAAAAAAUAUAUUUAAAUUGAAUUAUGGGUUGAUUCGUUAGGAUUUUUUUUUAAUUUUUGUAUCUGAAAUUCAUAGAUAAAAUGUAAUAUAUUUUAUAUUGUGAUUAAAAAAUAUAACUUACUUUUAAUUAUUGUUUAUGGUACUAAUCAUAAAACUCUAUAUAUAUAUAUAUAUAUAAUUAAUACGAACAAAUAUUGCCUGAUCUUUGAUGUAAAUUUUCGCUCAAAAAUUCACAUAUCUUAAAUUAAAAAUAAUAUAUUUAAAAGUUAUAAACUCAGCAUGUUUUAAUUAUGUAUACGUUGAAUAAAAUUCAUAAUUACAAUGUAAUAAUCCUAUUUAAUUGCCAAACUAAACAUGAAUUAAAUUCAAA
Messenger RNA from Galleria mellonella (greater wax moth), 11920 nucleotides. RefSeq lists its product as uncharacterized. NCBI's taxonomy places the organism in Eukaryota, Metazoa, Arthropoda, Insecta, Lepidoptera, Pyralidae. The record is from RefSeq and is a predicted model, not a curated record. Gene Ontology annotation, cellular component: extracellular region. Gene Ontology annotation, molecular function: peptidase inhibitor activity.